AUGGAACACAAGGACCCGCUCGCCGUGCGGUUUGUGGCUGGCGCGGUGGCGUCCACGACGGCAGAGCUAUGCACCCUUCCAAUGGACUGCUCCAAAGUUCGCAUGCAAACCCAUGGCCUGCGCACUUCUACUACUGUCCAAUUCAACUCCGGUUUACUCGACACGAUUCGUAAAGUCGUGCGGUACGAAGGGCCGUGGUCGCUGUGGAACGGGGCCAAGCCUGCCGUGGUGCGCCAGGUGGUCUUUUACAGCGCCAGCAUGGUCCUGUACACGCCCCUGCGAGACAGUUCCGUCUGGCCUGGCGAGGCCACAUACGUCAAGAAAAUCGUGGCAGGGGGUAUCUCUGGGGCCAUUGGCGUUGCCCUAGCGAAUCCGCUCGAUGUGAUCAAAGUCAAAAUGCAGAACGACCGCUCGGGCACUCGUUUGUAUCGCGGUAUUGGCGACGCCUGUAGACAAAUCUACCAUGCCGAAGGCUCCCGUGGGUUUCUCCGGGGAAUGUGGCCCAACAUCCAGCGAGGUUUCGUUGUAAACGGUGUCGAGUUCGGUACAUACGACGAAUGCAAGCAAUCGCUGAUUGCCGUUGGCCUUGUGACCGAGGGCACCGUGGGGGCGACCAUGGGGGCGAGUUUAGUCGCGGGGUUUGCCGGCGCGGUGGUGUCUAGCCCGUGA
This is a messenger RNA of Aphanomyces astaci, 669 nucleotides long. RefSeq lists its product as hypothetical. The record is from RefSeq and is a predicted model, not a curated record. NCBI's taxonomy places the organism in Eukaryota, Oomycota, Saprolegniomycetes, Saprolegniales, Verrucalvaceae. The transcript is spliced from 6 exons. Bases 1 to 669 code for a protein of 222 amino acids.